Molecule: messenger RNA, 1829 nt
Organism: Sorghum bicolor (sorghum)
Lineage: Eukaryota; Viridiplantae; Streptophyta; Magnoliopsida; Poales; Poaceae
Product: protein ZINC INDUCED FACILITATOR 1
Exons: 17
Coding region: 119-1048 (309 amino acids)
Biological process (GO): transmembrane transport
Molecular function (GO): transmembrane transporter activity
Source: RefSeq, a predicted model, not a curated record
CACUCUGCUGUCAUAUAGCUAUCUCCUCUCCAUCCACACAAUUCCAUAUUAGCUUCAGCCUGCAGGCGAGGGAGGUACCGAGGUAAUAGAGCAGGCUAGGCUACCUAGCUAGAGAUAUAUGGCCGGCGGCGAGGACGGCUCGGCGGCGGCGUCGUCGUUGCUGCCGCCGGAGCGGAGGCACGAGGGUUGCCCCGGGUGCCGCCUUGAAGAGGCCAACAAGACGAGCACCGGCGUCCCCUACCUCAACUUCUUCUUCAUCUGGAUCGUCUGUCUCACUAACACUCUGCCGGUCCAGUCGUUGUUCCCCUAUCUAUACUUCAUGAUCAGGGACUUAAAAGUCGCACAGCAAGAGCAAGACAUCGGCUUCUAUGCUGGAUUCGUUGGAGCAAGUUAUUUCCUUGCCAGAACCUGUAGCUCUGUCCCUUGGGGCAUGUUUGCUGACAAGUAUGGAAGAAAGCCGUGCAUCAUGAUCAGCAUACUCUCAGUAAUUGCGUUCAACACACUCUUUGGUCUUAGCACAACUUAUUGGAUGGCAAUUGUGACUCGGGGGUUGCUUGGGAUGCUUUGUGGUAUCCUUGGACCAAUUAAGGCCUAUGCUAUAGAAGUCUGCAGGAAAGAGCACCAAGCUCUAGGGAUCUCAAUUGUUACAACAUCAGACGCAAUAGCACUUGUUGUUGGACCAGCUAUUGGAGGAUUUCUUUCACAGCCAGCAGAAAAGUACCCAAAUGUUUUCUCCAAAGAGUCCAUAUUUGGGAGGUUUCCAUACUUCCUUCCAUCCUUUGUCAUAUCGAUACUAGCAAUGGGAUCAUGUAUUGCAUGCAUUUGGCUUCCGGAAACACUACACUUUCACAUUGAUGAAAAAGUAGAAGCUACCGAUGAAGUGGAGGCACAAGUUGGUGACUCGACCAUACAAGUUGGAAAAGCUAAACAAUCUAGUGACAGAUCUACAAAGAACCUCCUAAAGAACUGGCAACUGAUGUCAGCAAUAAUCCUCUAUUGUAUCUUUUGCCUCCAUGAUGUAGCUUAUGCUGAGACAUUUUCACUCUAGGCAGUGAGCAACAGAAAAUUCCAUGGCUUGGGUUUGACAUCCCAAGAAGUUGGUACUGUGCUAGCAGUCUCAGGUUGUGGACUUUUGAUAUAUCAACUUUUUGUUUACCCAUUCAUUGUCAAGUAUCUUGGACCAAUAAGGCCAUUGCGACCUACAGUGGUAUUGUCUAUACUUCUCCUUACAACAUAUCCCUUCAUGGUCAACCUACAAGGGCUGGAGCUCAAAGUACUAAUCAACAUAGCCUCGCUUAUGAAGAAUGUAUUCUAUGCUACAAUCAAUAUUGCGUGCAACAUUCUACAAAACACAGCAGUGACACAAGAACAAAGAGGUGUUGCAAAUGGCAUCUCGAUGACUCUAAUGUCAUUGUUCAAAGGUGUAGCUCCGGCGGCGGCAGGAAUUUUGUUUUCAUGGGCCCAGAAGCACAUGAAUGGUGGGCUAUUCUUACCAGGUGACCAGAUCAUGUUUCUGACGAUAAACAUGGUUUCCAUACUUGGGCUAAUUCUGACGUUCAAGCCAUUUUUCUCCAUGUCAAAUGCGUUGAGGCGUUCCUAGCUAUGUAUACUUAGUUGCCACUUAUGGGAUAAAUCAGGGGCACUUCCUCGGGUCUAAAACUGUGAUAGUCUACGUGAUACAUGGGUCUGUAAUUAUCACCAAAUUUCUAGAUAUGUAAUCAAAGUGAAGGGGCUAUCUAAAUUUUUUGGGGGUGUAAACUCCAGAUCACCCGAUGCUUCGACAGUAUAUAUGAUAAUAAAAUGAUACUCAGACCAACCUUGACUCCUUA